Molecule: messenger RNA, 627 nt
Organism: Colletotrichum destructivum
Lineage: Eukaryota; Fungi; Ascomycota; Sordariomycetes; Glomerellales; Glomerellaceae
Product: Putative ATP synthase, F1 complex, epsilon subunit
Exons: 3
Coding region: 127-342 (71 amino acids)
Biological process (GO): proton motive force-driven mitochondrial ATP synthesis
Cellular component (GO): mitochondrial inner membrane
Molecular function (GO): proton-transporting ATP synthase activity, rotational mechanism
Source: RefSeq, a predicted model, not a curated record
GCCUGAGGCCACCAAAGGCAUCCAACUCGGAGCUUGCGCUUCGGAAUCUAGAAACCUUCAAUUGAUCACAUCCCCGAGCUGCCCCCCCAUAACCACCUUCAUCAACCCAUACAAACAACCGCCAAAAUGGUCUUCGCCUGGAAAGCCGCCGGUCUCACCUACAACCGCUACCUCGCCGUCGCUUCGCGCGUCGUGCGCCGCAGCCUGAAGGAGGACAAGAGAAUCAUCGCCGAGCGCCGCGGAGGGACUGAGCUCCGUUUCGCCAAGUGGGAGAACGGCAAGCAGAGCGAGCCCAAGCUCCUGUCGCAGGCCACCGUCAACGUCCCUCCUCCGUCUUCGUAAACGACUCGACUUUUUCGCCCAAGACUUGAUUGUAUGAGACGGGGAAGGAGAUGAUGCAUCCAUUGGAGGCUAUCGAGGGAUAGAUGGGAAUCGGAGGGGGAGGAAGUGAAUACACAUGCCCCCUUCCGAGAACCCGCCGGCUCCUAGGCAGUGAGCUGCUGUAACAUAUCAAAAGUGGCAUAAUCUAUCAAUUCGAAGUGCCGUCCUAGACCGAUGUUCAUUUGAAACGUGCUGGGUGGGUGGGGAAUGAACGAAUGAAUGACCUUGCAAUGUUGCGAUGGCGGC